Molecule: messenger RNA, 1188 nt
Organism: Closterium sp. Yama58-4
Lineage: Eukaryota; Viridiplantae; Streptophyta; Zygnematophyceae; Desmidiales; Closteriaceae
Source: the annotation of a GenBank genome assembly
AUGCGCAUGACAUUUCUGGUUGCACACCUCAGCAGCCCUUCUGAACAGCUCUCUCCCCUGUGGCCGUGUGUUGAUGGCAGGAAGUUCACUCGCUGCUUUCGCGAGAACUUUCUGCGAAAGCACCUGGAAGAUGCUGCGCUUCUCCAGCACGUUUCAUUGGACGGAUAUCGUCAGCCGGUUUUUUCUAAGGGUUUCAAGCAGCAGCAGCAGCAGCAUGCGGAGGGGGUCGGUCCAGCUGCCCUGGCGUUCGGAGGGCUGUCGUUUGACGAGUGCACAGCCAUCUUUUUCGCCCCCAACGCGCGCCCCUGCCGCCACCCAUCUCUCGCACCCAACAUCUCAUCUUUCUCCACCCCUCCUCCUGUCUCCCAAGCUCCUCAUUUUGCUUCACAAGCUGCCACCUUUUCUGCUGCUGCUGCUUCUACCACCAAGUUCCCCUUGGCUCAUGAUGCCAUCCCCGUUGCUGCUGCCACUAUUUCCACUGCUCUGCGCCGUACAGUGAAGCGACCACGGGACGACUGCCUGGGCCUGGGGCCACACCAGUUGCUGCGAGGCGGGCAGGCGUGGCUGGGCGUUGGGUCAGAGAGUGCCCUUCCAGACGACGUGCUGCUGGGGUUCUGCUGUGAGGGCCCUGCCUUCACGCAGUGCUCUGCUCCUCCGCCCACCACCCAGCCACUCGCACCGCUGCCAACAUCAAUGCCCCCGCUGCUUACUGCUCUGUCUGGCUGCGCUCCUGGCAGCUGCAUUACAGGGACGGGUGCCGCACAGGAGCUGGAAUACCUCGAUGCGUGUCUUAACGUGCUCGGCGACAUGAUCAGCAUCGACAACAACACAGCCGAUGGCAACGACAACAACACAGCCAAUGGCAACGACAACAACACAGCCAAUGGCAACGACAACAGCACAGCCAAUGGCAACGACAACAACACAGCCAAUGGCAACGACAACAACACAGCCAAUGGCAACGACAACAACACAGCCGAUGGCAACGACAACAACACAGCCAAUGGCUAUGACAACUACACAGCUGAUGGCAACGACAGGAACGGCAAGGAUGCUCUCUAUCUCGACACGCCUGUGGCGGACAUGCUGCUGGGUGGGCGUGCCCUCACCUCCUCCGUGCACUGGGAGGAGUGGGCAGUGGAGCAGGGUGGGACCAGCGGGAGAGAUGCUCAGCCGCACCAACACUAG